This is a messenger RNA of Rhodamnia argentea, 2119 nucleotides long. Its product is annotated as protein PTST homolog 3, chloroplastic. Lineage: Eukaryota; Viridiplantae; Streptophyta; Magnoliopsida; Myrtales; Myrtaceae. The transcript is spliced from 13 exons. The coding region runs from base 146 to 1882 and encodes 578 amino acids. The record is from RefSeq and is a predicted model, not a curated record.
UCACAAUCAGCAUUUACCAGCAAGUUUUGGAUUCACUCGGAGCGCACGGGGCCUCUCAGUCACUGCUCUCGCUCAUGAUGACUCUGUUCGAACGCCCAAUCACACAUUCUUCCUCGAUGCUCCGAGCUCCCAUCUCUGCGCUUCCAUGGCCGCUCCUCUCCCUCGCUUCGCCAGCUUCCCCUCCUCUCUCUCUCCCCACAGGCUCUUUUUCCCCUGCCGUCACCACCAACCCCACCUUGAACGUAGCCACGAGCUUCGCUUCGUCUCUCGGGACUGCUCUCCUGGUCGGCGCUCCGCUGUUUGCGUCGCUUCCGUCAAGAAGUCCAGGUCUGGUAGGAAGACGAAGAGCAAUGUAGAGCUAUGCAAUGACAUAAAGGAAUUCUUAGCUUCUGCGGGGCUUCCUGAAGGUCAUGUUCCGUCCAUAAAGGAGCUUUUGCAGCAUGGAAGGGAUGACCUUGCAUAUAUUAUUAGAAGGAGGGGUUACAAACUUAUCAGGGAACUUCUUUCGAACUCGGUAGCAAUGACACUCUAUGUAUCUGAUAGGGAGACAAACAUAGAUGAAGAAAAGGAAGCUACUAGUGCCAAUGAAGAAGAAUCAGAAAAAGGUCAGAAUGAGAAUGCUGGCUGUUUGGAUGAAGAAAGUUCUCUAUCUGUUGGAAUAUCUUUUGAGGAAGACUGCUUUGAUGAGCUUGAUAUUAAUUCAUCUUCUGACGUUGCUGGCAAUAGUAACAUGCACAUUGAAACUCCAUUUAGUCUGUCUAUGAAAGAUAAUACCGCACAGCAUGUGGUGGAAAGUAUGAUCGAAGAUACUCCAUCAUCUAUGGAAACUUCAAUUGUGGAAGAAACCUCUGCUAGUGUAGAUGGGGACCCGGAGAACUCCUUUAAUAGCAAUACCUUCAUGCCAGUUGAAACUUCUACUAACUUGGUCACAGCAGCCAAUGACUCUACUACUCCAUUAGGUCACUUUGAAUGGGUUAGCUCUACUUUUGAGGAGACAUCCUUGACCAAUUCUUACAAUCAUGGUUAUACAUGUGUUGAAACAUGUGCUAAGCCAUCCUUGGAGGAGAGGGUAGCAAAAUUUAUGCAAGAUGGAUAUCUUGAACCAAUUGAAGAUCAACUAACUGAAGCACCCGGUGAGAUUGAUGACGAAGAAAACCGGAGUUUCGCCGAGUCCGAUAUGAGUGAGCCAGGGUCAGAGCUUCAGCUGGAGACCCAUAAUGGGGAGCAGUCAGAACAUGUGCAUGGGGAAAGCAAUGGUGCUGUAACACCUAAUAUAAGUACAGCUAGACAGGUCUCUCCUGCAAAAGUACAUUCUCCUGUCAGGUACAGCGAGUCAUCAGUUGAAGAAUUGUUUGAUGCUGACGUGGGCAACAAUUUGGAUGAGGAGAUAAGAAAGCAGGAGAGCCAAGCUGAGAUGAGUCAUCUCAAAUUUAUGCUGCAUCAGAAGGAAUUGGAAUUGUCUCGAUUGAAGGAACAGAUUGAAAAGGAAAAGCUUGCUCUGGAAAUGUUGCGAACCAAUGCUGAGAAUGAGAUCAACAAAGCCCAAAAGAUCGUCUCAGUAAAAGAUGCAGAACUACAGGCUGCUGAGGAGAGCCUUUCCGGGCUUAAAGAAGUUCAGAUAGAGUAUUCUGGCAAUGGUGAUAUCGUGGAGGUGGCUGGUAGCUUCAAUGGUUGGCAUCACCCGAUUAAAAUGGAUCCCCAUUCAUCAGCUACUGCUACAAACACUAUUGGGAAAUCUAGAUAUUGGUCGACAAUGCUGUGGCUUUACCCUGGGACAUAUGAGAUAAAAUUCAUAGUUGAUGGCGAGUGGAGGAUUGAUCCCCAAAAGGAGUCAGUUACACGGGGUACAAUAUGUAACAAUGUCCUUCGGGUCGAUAGAUGAUAUGGUCGAGGCUGGCAGUCGUGCUUCAUAUCUGUACGCAUACCCACUUCUGUGGUAUAACCUGCGGGGCGGUUGAAAGGUUGCUGAUGGAUGACAGUUGAAACAUUCUUGCACAGUGGGAGAAAAUGGUCAAGGUGCCUGUAUUGAUGAAGAAGACAAGACGUGAAGGAUCAUAUCGCAGUUUGGAUUCACGUAGCCUCUUCUCUGCACAGGAUGAGGACCUGGAUAGUGAUGCAG